Loxodonta africana (African savanna elephant) is the source of this 3312-nucleotide messenger RNA. RefSeq names its product caspase recruitment domain family member 14 (gene CARD14). NCBI's taxonomy places the organism in Eukaryota, Metazoa, Chordata, Mammalia, Proboscidea, Elephantidae. Gene Ontology annotation, molecular function: CARD domain binding. The transcript has 21 exons. Gene Ontology annotation, biological process: regulation of apoptotic process. The record is from RefSeq and is a predicted model, not a curated record. Gene Ontology annotation, cellular component: cytoplasm. Bases 1 to 3312 code for a protein of 1103 amino acids.
AUGGCCGAGCUGUGUCGCACGGAGUCGGCGCUGAUGGCACUGGAUGAGGAGCAUCUGUGGGAGAUGCUGGACAGUCACCGCUGCCGGAUCCUGUGCAGUGUGUGCCCCAGCCGCCUCACCCCCUACCUGCGCCAGGCCAGGGUGCUGGGCCAGCUGGAUGAGGAGGAGGUGCUGCACAGUCCCCGGCUCACCAACACCGCCAUGCGAGCUGGGCACCUGCUAGACCUACUGAAGACUCGUGGGAAGAAUGGGGCCAUCGCCUUCCUGGAGAGCCUCAAGUUCCAUAACCCUGAUGUCUAUACCCUGCUCACCGGGCUGCAGCCCGCUGUGGACUUCAGCAACUUCAGUGGGCUCAUCGAGACAUCCAAGCUGACCGAGUGCCUGGCCGGGGCCAUUGGCAGCCUGCAGGAGGAGCUGAGCCAGGAGCAGCGGCAGAAGGCGGCCCUGCAACAGCAGUACCGGCGGCUGCGGGAGAGCCUGGGCCUGGCUGAGGCCCGCGUGGAGAGCCUGCAAGUGCUGGAGGCUGAUCACAGCCGCAUGGAGCGCGAGGUCAGUGCCCGCUUCCAGGAGGUGCUGAAGCUGAAGGACGAGCUGCUCAGCCUCUCCCUGCACUACAGCAACGCCCUGCAGGAGAAGGAGCUGGCCACCACGCGCUGCCGUGGCCUGCAGGAGGAGCUGUACCUGAUGAAGCAGGAGCUGCAACGAGCCCAGAUGGCCUCUUCCUGUGAGCGGGAGUUUCGAGAGCAGUCCCUGAAGAUGGCCAGCAGCCUGGAGUCAGAAGACGAGGAGCUGAGCCGCCUAAAAGAGGAGAACGAGAAACUCAGGUCACUGACAUUCAGUACGGUGGAGAAGGACAUCCUGGAGCAGAGCCUGGACGAGGCCCUGGAGAGCAAGCAGGAGCUGGUGGAUCGAAUCCACUCACUGAGGGCACGGGCUGUGGCUGCUGAGAGACAACGCAAGCAGUACUGGGAGGAGAAGGAGACGACGCUGCUCCAGUUCCAGAAAACCAAGGUGGACUGUGAGAUCUACAAGGAGAAGGUGAACGCCCUGCAGGGCCAGGUGGUCGAACUGCAGAAGGAGCGAGACAAGGCAUAUGCAGCCAGAGACCGGGCCCAAAUGGAGAUCUCCCAGGGGCUGACGGAGAAGGACUCGCUCCGCAGAAAACUGUUUGCGCUGACGGAGGAAGUCUGCGAGCUGCGCAAACAGCUCCGCAAGCUGCAGACGGACUCGCCAAGCGGGGCCAAGCUGGACGCUGGGCCCCAGGAUCCUUGUGCACGGGGCAAGCAGCGGCUGGUCCGGAUGUAUGCCAUAUGCCCACGGGAGGACAGUGCCAGUGGCCCCCUCAGCUCCCUCCCCUCUCAGCUCUCGUCCGACCUGAGCGCCAUGUCCAGCUUCCGCUCCAGCAGCCCGGUGCCACCCAGCCAAUGGUCUCUGUACAAGCGGGCCACAGAAGACCUCCGAGAGGACCCCUUGUCUUUAAGCUUCCCGGAAAUUCUGGAGGCAGAGCUGGGAGCCUCCCCAGGGGACAGGGAGGACGAUGUGGACCUGGACUAUGAGAUCCUAGACAAGGCAGAGUGGCCUGGGGUACGCAAGAGGCAGCCACCGGCCAGGGACAGGGAUCGCUGCCACACAGAAAUGCACGACCGUGCAGACACACAGACCCACGCAGAAAUGCAGGCCCAGGCAGGAACUCAGGACCGUGCAGAAACACAGGCUCAGCCUCGCCUGAGCUCAGCCUGUCAGCUCCUGGCUCCCCGCAAGGCCUUCCUGAGGCAGAGGGUGGCUCACAGCCCUUCCCUGGCAGCUUCUAUGUCUCAGACAGGACGGGGUCAUCGCAGGGGGAUGGAGAAUUCCAGAAUGCUGGGGUCGGGGAUCACCUGGUGCACGGGUACCCCUACGUCUACGCUGCCUGUGGUGUGGGUCAUCUCCACCCGCCGGCCCUGUCCUUCCGGCAGCAGUGUGCCUGUGCGGCGGCGGCCAGCCCGCAGGAUCCUGAGCCAGAUCACAGUGCUGGCCUUCCAGGGAGACGCGCUGCUGGAGCAGAUCAGCGUCAUUGGUGGGAACCGCACGGGCAUCUUCAUCCACCGGGUCACCCCCAGCUCGGCGGCGGAUGAGAUGGCGCUGCGCCCAGGCACCCAGAUUGUGAUGGUCGAUUACGAAGCGACGGAGCCAGUGUUCAAGGCUGUGCUGGAAGACAUGACCCUCGAGCAGGCUGUCGGACUCCUUGGGCGGGUGGACGGCUUCUGCCGCCUGUCUGUGAAGGUCAACAUGGAGGGAUACAAGAAGCUGGUCCAAGACUUGGAGGCCAAGGUGGCCACCUCCGGGGACUCCUUCUACAUCCGGGUCAACCUGGCCAUGGAGGGCCGGGGGGAGGGGGAGCUGCGGGUGCACUGCAACGAGGUCCUGCACGUCACUGACACCCUGUUCCAGGGCCACGGCCGCUGGCAUGCCCACCGCAUCAGCCCCUACACCAUGAAGGACACCAGCCAUGGUGCCAUCCCCAACUACUCACGGGCCCAGCAGCUGCUCAUUGCCACCAUCCAGGACAUGACACAGCAGAGCACGGCUACCCGCAAGCAGUCAUCUGCGGGCCCCCAGAAACUAGUCCGCAUUGUCAGCAUGGACAAAGCCAAGGCCAGCCCUCUGUGUUCGUCCCUCGAAGGGGGCCACUCGGACCCUGGCAAGUUGGAAGACUCCUCCACCGUGUGUUUCUGGGCCGAGAGCUGCUUCACCCUAGUGCCCUACACCCUGGUGCGCCCCCACAGGCCCACCCAGCCCCGGCCCGUGAUCUUUGUGCCCAGGGUGAUCGGGAAGAUACUGAUCGAGAAGCUGUGCCUCCUCAGAGGGUUUGAGAAAUGCCCAGCAGAGUACUUGAGCCAGGAGGAGUAUGACACCCGGAGCCAGAGAGGAGACAUCAUCCAGGAGCCAGAAGGGUCCGGCAGCCGCUGCUGGGUGACCCGCCAGGCCGUGGAGUCUCUCAUGCAGAAGAACACGCAUGGCCUCCUGGACUUGGGGCUGGCCGGUGCCUGCGCCCUGCAGAGCAGGGAGAUUUUCCCCAUCAUCCUCUACAUCUCCACCAAUGAGAAGACCGCCAAGAGGCUCAGGAAGGCCCUGCAGCGGCUGGGCACGUCGGAGGAGCAGCUGCUGGAGGCAGCCAGGCAAGAGGAGGGGGGCCUGGACAAGGCACCCUGUCUGUACAGCAGCCUGGCCCCCGAUGGCUGGAGUGACCUGGACACCUUGCUCAGCUGCGCCCACGCGGCCAUCGUGGACGAGCAGAAGAAGAUUGUGUGGACAGAGCAGAGCCCCCGCUGA